Molecule: messenger RNA, 309 nt
Organism: Microplitis demolitor
Lineage: Eukaryota; Metazoa; Arthropoda; Insecta; Hymenoptera; Braconidae
Gene: orph-K1-3
Exons: 1
Coding region: 1-309 (102 amino acids)
Source: RefSeq, marked provisional
AUGACUUCAUCAUCGUCACCGUCUUCAUCAUCUUCAAAGUGUUCAAAUGGUGCAUCAGUCUGCUUCAUACCUAAAGAGUGGAAUGAUUACCCAACAUCAACUCUAGAAUGUGUACUGACCACUGACAUUAAAGAGCAUAUGAAGAAUUACAAUGAAGUGGUAGGUGCCCCGAUUUCAGUUGGUGGUGUGUCAGCAAAACUUGAGUUCUUUGGCCCCAAUAUUUGGAUGCGCAAAGACGGAGAUGAGAAAAGCAAACCUAAUUCCAAAGAUUAUGCUUCGCGUCCCAUACGAGACCACUCGAAAAUAUAA